Purpureocillium lilacinum is the source of this 1272-nucleotide messenger RNA. RefSeq lists its product as uncharacterized. The record is from RefSeq and is a predicted model, not a curated record. Gene Ontology annotation, biological process: transmembrane transport. Gene Ontology annotation, cellular component: membrane. NCBI's taxonomy places the organism in Eukaryota, Fungi, Ascomycota, Sordariomycetes, Hypocreales, Ophiocordycipitaceae. Gene Ontology annotation, molecular function: transmembrane transporter activity.
AUGGCUGACGAAAAAGAUGCCUCGUCGGGCACGGAGACGCCUCUCGAGAGCGGCGAGCCCAAGUGGCAGGACCACGACGGCUGGCGCGGCUGGAUCGUCGUGGCGGCGUCGGCCUGCUCGCUCUUCAUCUACAUGGGCGUCAUCUACUCCUGGGGCAUCCUGCAGUCGCGCAUCGCCGACGACACCGGCAUGUCGCUGACGUCGCUGACGUUUGUCGGGUCGCUGGCCACGUCCUUCAUGUGCUCCAUCUGCAUCUUUGUCGGCAAGGCGAUCCGACGGUUCGGGUACCGCAGGACGGCGAUGCUCGGGGCCCUGCUGCUGGGGCUCGGCGAGUUUCUGUCGAGCUGGUUCUCGGGACAUCUGGGGGCGCUGUUUGUCACGCACGGCAUCCUGUUUGGCGUCGGAGGAGGAUUGACGAUUCUGCCCUGCUCGACUGCCCCGUUAAAGUGGUUUCGAAGGCGUCGCGGGCUGGCGACUGGAGUAGUCUUUGGCGGGGGGUCGCUGGGCGCGGCCGUCAUGGGCGUCGCGACAAACGAGCUCGUGCAAAACGUCGGCGUGGCCUGGACCUUUCGCAUCCUCGGCUUCCUCCUGUGGGCCAUCUGCCUGCCAGCCGCGUGCUGCAUCCGCCAGCCGCCGUCGUCGGGCCCCUCGAUCCCGAAGCUGCAGUGGCACCGCUGGAAGGACCCCGAGUUUCUCAUCAUCCUCGUCGGAUCGGCGGUUGCCUGCUUCCCGCUCUUCAUCCCGCCCUACUUUAUCCCCAUCUUUGCGCGGGCCAUCAGCCACUCGUCGUGGACCGGCAUCAUCGCCCUGUCCGUCUGGAACAUUGCCUCAACGGUGGGCCGCGUCUGUGCCGGAUUCGCUGCCGACUCGUUUGUCGGGCCCAUCAACAGCUUCAUCAUCUCGCUGUUUCUGUGCGGGGUGAGCGCGCUCGCCAUUUGGCCGUUUGCCUCGUCCAUCGGCGUCCUGUCCGUGUUUUCCGUCGUCAACGGCAUCGGCUGCGGGUCCUUCUUUAGCCUGUUCCCGACGUGCCUCGGCGCCGUCUUUGGGCCGGAAAACACCAUGGGCGUGUUGCCCAUCAUGUGGGCGAGCUGGUUCUUUGGCUUCUUUUUUGGCACACCCAUCGCGUCGCGACUGUACGCGCUGGCGGCGCGGCCCGAGGUGAGCGAGUACCGGCCGGCGGCGUACUACGCGGGGGCGACGUCGGUCGUAGGCAUAGUUUUCAUGCUGGCUCUCCGCUUCAGGCGCGAGAGCAAAGUGUUUGCCAAGGUAUAG